AUGAUACCCACUGAAUGGGUGAAAGGCAAAGCUAUGGAGGAAGUCUUGACCAUCAAGAACACUCAGAUUGCGAAGCAUCUUUCUCUCCCACCAGUGAAGCUCCAUUGCAGUAUGUUGGCGGAGGACGCCAUCAAGGCAGCUGUGAAAGACUACAAGGAGAAGCGUGCGAAAACAAACGGCGCUGCAGCAGCUGGAGAAACCGCAUAG
Molecule: messenger RNA, 207 nt
Organism: Thlaspi arvense
Lineage: Eukaryota; Viridiplantae; Streptophyta; Magnoliopsida; Brassicales; Brassicaceae
Source: the annotation of a GenBank genome assembly